Molecule: messenger RNA, 2640 nt
Organism: Durusdinium trenchii
Lineage: Eukaryota; Dinophyceae; Suessiales; Symbiodiniaceae
Source: the annotation of a GenBank genome assembly
AUGCUCAAGAAAAGGAGAAGGAAACACGACACGCAGAAGUGGCUCAGAACUCGUUUCGCCGACUUCAUGAUCUAUGGCAUCAUGAUCAUCUUCAGCCUGUCGUGUUUCUUCCUCAGAUCCGAGCUGGAGAAUUACCUCCUCCGGCUGGGAGUACAAACAGCACUUGUCGAUGGUCUCCCGAGCCAGACGAGCACUGGAGCCUUCAUCAGCAUGAGGGAUGUAACGACCGUCCCGAUCGCUGAGCAAUACCUGAAUGGGCCUUUCGACUACCAGCUCUUCAACCCCAACUCGACACUUCGGAAGUUCUACACCCCUGUGGGUGAUAUGCGCUUCCGGGUGCAAAAGGCAGCUCCAAGAUCCUGUAUGCGCCCAGAUAUGCAGACCUCGCAGUGCCAGAAGGUUGAGGUCUCGUCCAACUUCCCCUUCACUGGCACUCAGCGCACCGAGGACGUCGAUUUCCCCGCCUCAGUUCUGCCGCUCUUGACGCAGCUCAUGAGCUCCAGCAGUGGGAGUCCCGCAAAUUGGAAGACCUCAACGGUGGCCACGGAUGAGAUCUGGGGAGUCAUCGGGGCCCUGUACAGCAGCGCUGGAUACCAGUUCUGGUUCCCCAUCAACCCAGUGGAUAUCAGCAAUAUCACCACAAAGAUGGGUGAGAUUGCCUCUUGGCCGCACUGGCUCACCGCUGAUACGCGCUUCCUAGCAGUUGAGUUCACUCUGGCCAACUACCAUGCAGGGGGCUACGUCUCCUGCGCCCUGGUCUUGGAGAUCUCUCCCAGCGGGGCCUGCAACAUGAUGGCUGUUCUACUCCCAUUUCAUUUGGCCAAGACCGGGGGCGACUUCACCGCGGACGUGCUGGACAUUUUCCGAUGGAUUAUCAUCGUGGGGUUCUUUUGCCUGUACAAAGUGUGGCGCUCCUGUGAGGACUACACCAUCGAGGGCCUUUCCGGCCUCAAGUAUGUCCUUUCUCUGGCCGGCGUCUUGGAUGCUGCGGUGGUGGCCCUCUUCAUCGCUCUCCAGUAUGGGAAGUUGAACAAGCAGAAGCCAGUGGAGCCGAUGAGCAGCAGCAACACGCUGGACUUUGUCUCCUACAGCCGAUGGGCAGCGUGGGAGGAAAUGCAGGGUAUAGCCGAAGCGGUUCUCCUUCUGUUCCUCAUCAUAAGGUACACGAUGCUCAUGCGCUUCUUUCCCAACGUCUAUCGCUUUUUCAUCCUUUUCGGCAAGUCCUUUCGUGUGAGCCUGUAUUACCUUUUGAUCUUCGUGCCCAUUGGUCUCUCCACCAUCUUCUUCGCCAACACCUUGUACAGCCCGUACGUGGAGGGCUACAGCACUUGGGUGAAAUCCCUCAUGAGCUUCGUGUCCGCAUUGCAAAACGUGGUGGACAUCGACUCUUUGUUCGCAGCUAGCCCGGCAUGGACCUUUGCGUACACCAUCUACUGCUACUUAAUCCUCUUCUGCUUCUUUGUAAAUGGCUUUCUCGCCAUCACUGCCUACGCGUACUUUGAAGUGGAGCUCACCGAGCACUCGGACCCCAAGUAUGAGCGCUGGCUGGGGGGAUCCUUGGUUCGCUUCAAUUUGCUGGUGGGUGGCAAGGUAUUGAAGGAUCACGAGCUCUUGCGUCACUGUCUAGACAGCCAAGGCGUUGUUGAGGUUGUUUACCUUUCAAAGUGCAUGGCGACAGCCAUUGGCAAUUCCGUAAGGAUUUGGGACCUCACUUCUGGCGACUGCAGGGAGUUCUCGGCCCAGGGCCAAGUGAGAAAAGUUGCAGUACUUCCUGACCAGAAGCACGUCUUCACAGGAUCCGACGAUGGGACUGCCCGACUUUGGCGCUUGGAAGGAGGUGAAUGCCUUCAGAGGUUGGAGCAUGCAGCACCCGUAAGUGAUCUCUCCUGCUCUCCCACUGGUGGAUUGCUGCUGACCCUCUCGAAUGGCCGGCUGUCGGUUUGGGAGGCCAGCACUGGGCAGCGCCUGUGGCACCUGGACCAUGGCUACGUGCUCCAGGCCUUCUUCCUGCCGGGGAGUGAGGAGUCGGAGUUCCUAAGCGUUUCGGAUGAGACCGUGCGGAUUUGGAGUUUGCAACGUGCAGACCCCAUCACCUUGGAGGGGCACAGUGCCGUGAUCCUCUCGAUUGUUUGCUCCAAGAAUGGUGAGCGGAUUUGCUCGGGCUCCCUGGACAAGACGGUGCGCGUUUGGGACCGGCAGGGCUCAUGUCUUUGGGUUUUGCAUGGCCAUUACGACGCAGUGAGGGCUGUGGCAAUCUCUGAGCGUUGGCUGGCGAGCUCAUCGGGGGUGGCAGCACGCGUUUGGUCUAUGGAAAGUGGCAGCUGUGAUGCCAUCAUCAAUGACCAUGCCGGAUCCAUCAUUUCGAUGCAGUUCAGCAGGGACAGCGGCCUCUUGUUGGUCGCCUUCGGCUGCGGCCGUGAAGUCUUUAACAAUUUUACCUCAAGUGGGGUGAAGGUUUGGUGCACCAGCACCAAGCAAUGCGUGGCUUUUCACAGCACAGGUAGCUUCAUCCUUGGGGCACAUCUCUUGGAUGGUCCGAGCAUCCUCAUUGCCACUGCUGAACGUGUAGAGCUUUGGCAGUCGGAGCAUCGAACUUUGGAUCUCCGCUUUGAGGGCCGCUUGCGGGCAAUUGGACUAUGA